AUGGGUUGGCUCCAAAUUGACGGCCAGGUGAACCGGCUGCCCUUCUUCACCAACCACUUCUUUGACACCUACCUGCUGAUCAGCGAGGACACGCCUGUGGGCUCCUCUGUGACCCAGCUGCUGGCUCGAGACAUGGACAAUGACCCCCUGGUGUUUGGGGUGUCUGGGGAGGAGGCAUCCCGCUUCUUUGCCGUAGAGCCUGACACAGGGGUGGUGUGGCUCCGGCAGCCACUGGAUAGAGAGACCAAGUCAGAAUUCACUGUGGAGUUCUCUGUCAGCGACCACCAGGGGGUGAUCACACGGAAGGUGAACAUCCAGGUCGGGGAUGUGAAUGACAACGCGCCUACAUUUCACAACCAGCCCUACAGCGUCCGCAUCCCUGAGAACACCCCCGUGGGGACGCCCAUCUUCAUCGUGAAUGCUACGGACCCCGACCUGGGCGCAGGUGGCAGCGUCCUCUACUCCUUCCAGCCCCCCUCUCAGUUCUUCGCCAUCGACAGCGCCCGAGGCAUCGUCACGGUGACCCACGAGCUGGACUACGAGACCACCCAGGCCUACCAGCUCACCGUCAAUGCCACGGAUCAAGACAAGACCAGGCCGCUGUCCACCCUGGCCAACUUGGCUAUCAUCAUCACAGAUGUCCAGGACAUGGACCCCAUCUUCAUCAACCUGCCUUACAGCACCAACAUCUACGAGCAUUCUCCUCCGGCCCACGUCUUCGGCUCCCUGGAAGGUGUCAUCAUGUGGCCAUCUAGCUGCGGGAACACCAACAGCAUCUUUGCCCUGGACUAUAUCAGUGGAGCACUGACCUUGAACGGGCUGCUAGACCGGGAAAACCCUCUGUACAGCCACGGCUUCAUCCUGACUGUAAAGGGCACGGAGCUCAAUGAUGACCGCACCCCGUCUGACGCCACAGUCACUACGACCUUCAACAUCCUCGUGAUCGACAUCAAUGACAACGCCCCUGAGUUCAACAGCUCCGAGUACAGUGUGGCCAUCACAGAGCUGGCCCAGGUGGGCUUUGCCCUGCCCCUCUUCAUCCAGGUGGUGGAUAAGGAUGAGGGCCUGAACAGCAUGUUCGAGGUAUACCUGGUGGGCAACAACUCCCACCACUUCAUCAUCUCCCCCACCUCCGUCCAAGGGAAGGCUGACAUCCGCAUCCGGGUGGCCAUCCCACUGGACUAUGAGACCGUGGACCGCUAUGACUUCGACCUCUUUGCCAAUGAGAGUGUGCCUGACCACGUGGGCUAUGCCAAGGUGAAGAUCACCCUGAUCAAUGAGAAUGACAACCGGCCCGUCUUCAGCCAGCCGCUGUACAACGUCAGUCUGUAUGAGAACGUCACCGUAGGCACCUCUGUGCUGACGGUCCUGGCAACAGACAAUGAUGUGGGGACCUUUGGAGAAGUCAACUACUUCUUCACCGAUGACCCUGACCGGUUCUCUCUGGACAAGGACACGGGCCUCAUUAUGCUGAUCGCCAAACUGGACUAUGAGCUGAUCCAGCGCUUCACCCUGACGGUCAUCGCCCGGGAUGGGGGUGGGGAGGAGACCACAGGCCGGGUCAGGAUCAACGUGUUGGACGUCAAUGACAAUGUGCCCACCUUCCAGAAGGACGCCUAUGUGGGUGCCCUGCGAGAAAACGAGCCUUCUGUCACACAGCUGGUGCGACUCCGGGCCACAGAUGAAGACUCCCCUCCCAACAACCAGAUCACCUACAGCAUCGUCAGCGCCUCUGCCUUUGGGAGCUACUUCGACAUCAGCGUGUACGAGGGCUAUGGAGUGAUCAGCGUGAGCCGCCCUUUGGACUAUGAGCAGAUUCCCAACGGGCUGAUUUACCUGACGGUCAUGGCCAAGGAUGCUGGCAACCCCCCUCUCAACAGCACUGUACCCGUCACCAUCGAGGUGUUCGACGAGAAUGACAACCCGCCGACCUUCAGCAAGCCUGCCUACUUCGUGUCUGUAGUGGAGAACAUCAUGGCAGGAGCCACAGUGCUAUUCCUGAAUGCCACUGACCUGGACCGCUCCCGGGAGUACGGCCAGGAGUCCAUCAUCUACUCCUUGGAGGGCUCCUCCCAGUUCCGGAUCAACGCCCGCUCAGGUGAAAUCACCACCACCUCCCUGCUUGACCGGGAGACCAAGGCUGAAUACAUCCUCAUUGUGCGUGCGGUGGACGGGGGUGUAGGUCACAACCAGAAAACUGGCAUUGCCACCGUGAAUGUCACUCUCCUGGACAUCAACGACAAUCACCCCACGUGGAAGGAUGCUCCCUACUACAUCAACCUGGUGGAGAUGACCCCUCCAGACUCUGAUGUCACCACGGUGGUGGCAGUGGACCCAGACCUGGGUGAGAACGGCACCCUGGUGUACAGCAUCCAGCCACCCAACAAGUUCUACAGCCUCAACAGCACCACGGGCAAGAUCCGCACCACGCACGUCAUGCUGGACCGGGAGAACCCUGACCCGCUGGAGGCCGAGCUGAUGCGCAAGAUCAUCGUCUCCGUCACAGACUGCGGCAGACCCCCUCUGAAAGCCACCAGCAGCGCCACAGUGUUUGUGAACCUCCUGGACCUCAAUGACAAUGACCCCACUUUCCAGAACCUGCCUUUCGUGGCUGAGGUGCUUGAAGGCACCCCUGCGGGGGUCUCUGUCUACCAGGUGGUGGCCAUCGACCUGGACGAGGGCCUCAAUGGCCUGGUGUCCUACCGCAUGCAGGUGGGCAUGCCCCGCAUGGACUUCCUCAUCAACAGCACCACGGGCGUGGUGGUCACCACCACUGAGCUGGACCGAGAGCGCAUCGCCAAGUACCAGCUGCGGGUGGUGGCCAGCGACGCGGGCACGCCCACCAAGAGCUCCACGAGCACUCUUACCAUCCAUGUGCUGGACGUGAACGAUGAGACGCCCACCUUCUUCCCCGCCGUGUACAACGUCUCCGUGUCCGAGGACGUGCCCCGGGACUUCCGCGUGGUCUGGCUGAACUGCACCGACAAUGACGUGGGCCUCAAUGCCGAGCUCAGCUACUUCGUCACAGGUGGGAACGUGGACGGAAAGUUCAGUGUUGGCUACCGUGACGCUGUGGUGAGGACGGUGGUGAGCCUGGACCGAGAGACUACGCCCGCGUACACGCUCAUCCUGGAGGCCAUCGACAAUGGCCCAGUUGGCAAGCGACGCACAGGCACAGCCACCGUGUUUGUUACCGUUCUCGACGUGAAUGACAAUCGGCCCAUCUUUCUGCAGAGCAGCUAUGAGGCCAGCGUCCCUGAGGACAUCCCUGAGGGCCACAGCAUCGUGCAGCUAAAGGCCACAGAUGCGGACGAGGGCGAGUUUGGACGCGUGUGGUACCGUAUCCUCCAUGGUAACCACGGCAACAACUUCAGGAUCCAUGUCAGCAAUGGACUUCUGAUGCGAGGGCCCAGGCCACUGGACAGGGAGCGGAAUUCAUCUCACGUGCUGGUGGUGGAGGCCUACAAUCACGACCUGGGACCCAUGAGGAGCUCUGUCAGGGUGAUCGUGUAUGUGGAGGACGUCAACGACGAGGCCCCUGUGUUUACACAGCAGCAGUACAGCCGCCUGGGGCUUCGAGAGACCGCAGGCAUCGGCACCUCCGUCAUCGUUGUCCGAGCCACUGACCGGGACACUGGGGAUGGUGGCUUGGUGAACUACCGCAUCCUGUCGGGCGCAGAGGGGAAAUUCGAGAUUGACGAGAGCACAGGACUCAUCAUCACGGUGGACUACCUGGACUACGAGACCAAGACCAGCUACCUGAUGAAUGUGUCUGCCACGGACCAGGCGCCACCCUUCAACCAAGGCUUCUGUAGCGUCUACAUCACUCUGCUCAAUGAGCUGGACGAGGCCGUGCAGUUCUCCAACGCCUCUUACGAGGCCACCAUCCUGGAGAACCUGGCACUGGGCACAGAGAUUGUGCGCAUCCAGGCCUACUCCAUCGAUAACCUCAACCAGAUCACUUACCGCUUCGAUGCCUACACCAGUGCCCAGGCCAAAGCACUCUUUAAGAUAGAUGCCAUCACGGGUGUGAUCACUGUCAAGGGCCUGGUGGACCGGGAGAAGGGCGACUUCUACACACUGACAGUGGUGGCAGAUGAUGGUGGCCCCAAGGUGGACUCCACCGUGAAGGUCUAUAUCACUGUGCUGGACGAGAAUGACAACAGCCCCCAGUUUGACUUCACCUCCGACUCAGUGGUCAGUGUGCCUGAGGACUGUCCUGUGGGCCAACGUGUUGCCAUGGUCAAGGCCUGGGACCCUGAUGCUGGCAGCAACGGGCAGGUGGUCUUUUCCCUGGCCUCUGGCAACAUCGCUGGAGCCUUUGAGAUCAUCACAACCAACUAUUCCAUUGGUGAAGUGUUUGUGGCCAGGCCCCUGGACAGAGAAGAGCUGGACCACUACAUCCUCAAGGUUGUGGCUUCCGACCGUGGCACCCCUCCACGCAAGAAGGACCACGUCCUGCAGGUGACCGUUCUAGAUGUCAAUGACAACCCUCCAGUGAUCGAGAGCCCCUUCGGAUACAACGUCAGUGUGAACGAGAAUGUGGGUGGGGGCACAACUGUGGUCCAGGUGAGAGCCACCGACCGUGACAUUGGGCUCAACAGCAUCCUGUCCUACUACAUCACCGCGGGCAACGACGACAUGACCUUCCGCAUGGACCGCAUCAGCGGCGAGAUCACCACACGGCCUGCCCCACCAGACCGUGAGCACCAGAGCUUCUUCCACCUCGUGGUCACCGUGGAGGAUGAGGGCACCCCCACCCUGUCGGCCACCACCCACGUGUACGUGACCAUUGUGGAUGAGAACGACAACGCACCUGUGUUUCAGCAGCCCCACUACGAGGUGCUGCUGGAUGAGGGCCCGGACACAAUCAAUGCCAGUCUCAUCACUGUCCAGGCUCUGGACCUAGAUGAGGGGCCCAAUGGCACAGUGACCUACGCCAUUGUCUCAGGCAACAUCAUCAACACCUUCCAUAUCCACAGACGCACGGGCGUCAUCCGUGCUGUAAAGGAGUUGGACUAUGAGAUCAGCCAUGGCCGUUAUACCCUGACCGUCACCGCCACAGACCAGUGCCCCAUCUUGUCGCACCGCCUCACCUCUACCACCACCGUGCUUGUGAAUGUGAACGACAUCAAUGACAAUGUGCCUACCUUCCCCCGGGACUACGAGGGGCCAUUUGACGUCACUGAGGGCCAGCCGGGACCCAGAGUGUGGACCUUCCUGGCCCAUGACCGGGACUCCGGCCCCAAUGGCCAGGUGGAGUACAGUAUUGUGGCUGGAGACCCUCUGGGGGAGUUUCUCAUCUCUCCCGUGGAAGGGGUGCUGCGGGUCCGGAAGGACGUGGAGCUGGACCGGGAGACCAUCGCCUUCUACAACCUGACCAUCUGUGCCCGAGACAGGGGCGUGCCCCCACUCAGCUCCACAAUGCUGGUGGGGAUCCGGGUGCUGGAUAUCAACGACAAUGACCCGGUGCUAUUGAACUUACCCAUGAACAUCACCAUCAGUGAGAACACACCUGUCUCCAGCUCUGUCGCCCACAUCCUGGCCAGUGACGCUGACAGCGGCUGCAACGCCCUGCUCACCUUCAACAUCACUGCUGGCAACCGAGAGAGGGCCUUCUUCAUCAAUGCCACGACAGGGAUCGUCACCGUGAACCGGCCUCUGGACCGAGAGCGGGUCCCACAGUACAAGCUGACUGUAUCCGUGAAAGACAACCCGGAGAAUCCACGCAUAGCCCGCAGGGAUUUUGAUUUUCUGCUGAUCUUACUUUCGGAUGAGAAUGACAACCACCCCCUCUUUACCGAGAGCACUUAUCGAGCAGAGGUGAUGGAGAACUCUCCCGCUGGGACCCCCAUCACGGUGCUCAAUGGACCCAUCCUGGCCCUGGACGCUGACGAGGACAUCUACGCCGUGGUAACCUACCAACUGCUGGGCACUCAGAGUGGCCUCUUUGACAUUGACAACAGUACUGGCGUGGUGACGGUGAGAUCAGGGGUCAUCAUUGACCGAGAGGCUUUCUCUCCUCCCAUCCUGGAGUUACUGCUGCUGGCCGAGGACAUUGGACAGCUCAAUGGCACAGCUGAUCUGCUGGUCACCAUCCUGGAUGACAAUGACAACUGGCCCACAUUUAGUCCAAAUGCCCUCACCGUCCAUCUGCUGGAGAACUGCCCACCAGGAUUCUCAGUCCUUCAGGUCACAGCCACAGAUGAGGACAGUGGCCUCAAUGGGGAACUGAUCUACCGCAUAGAAGCUGGGGCUCAGGACCGCUUCCUGAUCCACCCAGUCACCGGCAUCAUCCGCGUCAGCAACGUGACCAUCGACCGGGAAGAGCAGGAAUCCUACAGGCUGACGGUGGUGGCCACCGACCGUGGCACUGCCCCUCUCUCGGGCACAGCCAUCAUCACCGUCCUCAUUGAUGACAUCAAUGACUCCCGCCCUGAGUUCCUCAACCCCAUCCAGACGGUGAGCGUGCUAGAGUCAGCAGAGCCGGGCACCGUCAUUGCCAACGUCACCGCCAUCGACCGCGACCUUAACCCCAAGCUGGAAUACCAUAUCAUCGGCAUCGUGGCCAAGGAUGACACUGACCGCCUGGUGCCUGACCAGGAGGACGCCUUUGCAGUGAAUAUCAACACAGGGUCUGUAAUAGUGAAGUCCCCCCUGAACCGGGAGCUGGUUGCCACCUAUGAGGUCACCCUCUCAGUGAUUGACAACGCCAGCGACCUACCGGAGCGUGCUGUCAGUGUGCCAAAUGCCAAGCUGACGGUCAACAUCCUAGACGUCAAUGACAAUACACCGCAGUUCAAGCCCUUUGGGAUCACCUACUACACAGAGCGGGUCCUGGAGGGGGCCACGCCGGGCACCACACUCAUCGCUGUGGCUGCUGUGGAUCCCGACAAGGGCCUCAAUGGACUGAUCACCUACACCCUGCUGGAUGUCGUCCCUCCAGGCUAUGUCCAGCUGGAAGACUCCUCCACAGGAAAGGUCAUUGCCAACCGGACAGUGGACUAUGAGGAGCUGCAUUGGCUCAACUUCACCGUGAGGGCCUCAGACAACGGGUCCCCUCCGCGGGCUGCCGAGAUCCCCGUCUACCUGGAGAUCGUGGACAUCAACGAUAACAACCCCAUCUUUGACCAUAUCUCCUACCAGGAAGCCAUCUUUGAGGAUGUGCCUGUGGGCACUGUCAUCCUGACAGUCUCUGCUACAGACGCCGACUCUGGCAACUUUGCCCUCAUCGAGUACAGCCUCGUGGAUGGAGAGGGCAAGUUCGCCAUCAACCCCACCUCGGGUGACAUCUAUGUGCUGUCCUCGCUGGACCGGGAGAGGAAGGACCACUAUAUCUUGACUGCCUUGGCCAAAGACAACCCUGGAGAUGUGGCCAGCAACCGGCGAGAAAACUCAGUGCAGGUGGUGAUCCAGGUGCUGGACGUCAAUGACUGCCGACCACAGUUCUCCAAGCCCCAGUUCAGCACAAGCGUGUAUGAGAACGAGCCAGCGGGCACCUCGGUCAUCACCAUGAUGGCCACCGACCAGGAUGAGGGCUCCAAUGCAGAACUGGCCUACUCCCUGGAAGGCCCUGGUGCAGAGGCCUUCUAUGUGGACAUGGAGUCAGGCCUGGUGACCACCAAGCGGCCCCUGCAGUCCUACGAGAGGUUCAACCUGACCGUGGUAGCCACAGAUGGUGGGGAGCCUCCCCUCUGGGGCACCACCAUGCUCCUGGUGGAGGUGAUUGACGUCAAUGACAACCGCCCGGUCUUCGUGCGCCCACCCAACGGUACCAUCCUACACAUCAAAGAGGAGAUCCCGCUCCGAUCCAACGUGUACGAGGUCUACGCCACCGACAAGGACGAGGGCCUCAACGGGGCGGUGCGCUACAGCUUUCUGAAGACGGCUGGCAAUCGGGACUGGGAAUACUUCACCAUUGACCCUAUCAGUGGCCUCAUCCAGACCGCGCAGCGUCUGGACCGUGAGAAGCAGGCGGUGUAUAGCCUCAUCCUGGUGGCCAGCGACCUGGGCCAGCCGGUGCCCUAUGAGACCAUGCAGCCGCUGCAGGUCGCUCUGGAGGACAUCGACGACAAUGAGCCCCUCUUCGUGAGGCCCCCCAAAGGCAGCCCCCAGUACCAGCUGCUGACGGUGCCUGAGCACUCACCACGCGGCACCCUUGUGGGCAACGUGACGGGCGCCGUGGACGCAGACGAGGGCUCCAAUGCCAUCGUGUACUACUUCAUCGCAGCUGGCAACGAAGAGAAGAACUUCCAUCUGCAGCCCGACGGGCGUCUGCUGGUGCUUCGGGACCUGGACCGGGAGCGGGAGGCUCUCUUCUCCUUCAUCGUCAAGGCCUCAAGCAAUCGCAGCUGGACUCCUCCCCGUGGGCCCUCCCCAGCCCUCGACCUGCUUGUUGACCUCACCCUGCAGGAGGUGCGGGUCGUGUUGGAAGACAUCAAUGACCAGCCACCAAGGUUCACCAAGGCCGAGUACACAGCAGGAGUGGCCACUGAUGCCAAGAUGGGCUCAGAGUUGAUCCAGGUUCUGGCCUUGGAUGCAGACAUUGGCAACAACAGUCUGGUCUUCUACAGCAUCCUAGCCAUCCACUACUUCCGGGCCCUUGCCAAUGACUCAGAGGAUGUGGGCCAGGUCUUCACCAUGGGGAGCGUGGACGGCAUCCUGCGCACCUUUGACCUCUUCAUGGCCUACAGCCCUGGCUACUUCGUGGUGGACAUCGUAGCCAGGGACCUGGCAGGCCACAACGACACGGCCAUUAUCGGCAUCUACAUCCUGAGGGACGACCAGCGUGUCAAGAUUGUCAUUAACGAGAUCCCUGACCGUGUGCGUGGCUUCGAGGAGGAAUUCAUCCGCCUGCUGUCCAACAUCACAGGCGCCAUCGUCAACACUGACGACGUGCAGUUCCACGUGGACAAGAAAGGUCGAGUGAACUUUGCACAAACGGAGCUGCUCAUCCACGUGGUGAACCGGGACACUAACCGAAUUCUGGACGUUGACCGGGUGAUCCAAAUGAUCGACGAGAACAAGGAGCAGCUGCGCAAUCUUUUCCGGAACUACAACGUCCUGGAUGUGCAGCCGGCCAUCUCUGUCCGGCUACCAGACGACAUGUCUGCCCUGCAGAUGGCGAUCAUCGUCCUGGCCAUUCUCCUCCUCCUGGCGGCCAUGCUGUUCAUCAUCAUGAAUUGGUACUACAGGACCAUACACAAGAGGAAGCUCAAAGCCAUCGUGGCUGGUUCUGCAGGGAAUCGAGGCUUCAUUGACAUCAUGGACAUGCCCAACACUAACAAGUACUCCUUUGAUGGGGCCAACCCAGUGUGGCUGGAUCCUUUCUGCCGGAACCUGGAACUGGCUGCCCAGGCUGAGCAUGAGGACGACCUGCCGGAGAACCUGAGCGAGAUCGCAGACCUGUGGAACAGCCCCACCCGCACCCACGGAACUUUUGGGCGUGAGCCAGCAGCGGUCAAGCCUGAUGAUGACCGGUACCUGCGGGCAGCCCUCCAGGAAUAUGACAAUAUUGCCAAGCUGGGCCAGAUCAUUCGGGAGGGGCCCAUUAAGGGCUCAUUGCUGAAGGUGGUCCUGGAGGAUUACCUGCGGCUCAAAAAGCUCUUUGCACAGCGGAUGGUGCAAAAAGCCUCUUCCUGCCACUCCUCCAUCUCUGAGCUGAUCCAGACAGAGCUGGAGGAGGAGCCUGGGGAGUGCAGCCCUGGCCAGGGCAGCCUGCGCUUCCGCCACAAGCCACCCAUGGAGUUCAAGGGCCCCGACGGGAUCCACGUGAUGCAUGGCAGCACUGGCACGCUGCUGGCCACCGACCUCAACAGCCUGCCCGAGGACGACCAGAAAGGCCUAGGCCGCUCGCUGGAGACGCUGACAGCCGCCGAGGCCAGUGCCUUUGAACGCAAUGCCCGCACAGAGUCCGCCAAAUCCACGCCGCUGCACAAGCUCCGCGAUGUGAUCAUGGAGAGUCCCCUGGAAAUCACGGAGCUGUGA
Elephantulus edwardii (Cape elephant shrew) is the source of this 9987-nucleotide messenger RNA. RefSeq names its product cadherin-related 23 (gene CDH23). The record is from RefSeq and is a predicted model, not a curated record. The coding region runs from base 1 to 9987 and encodes 3328 amino acids. Gene Ontology annotation, cellular component: plasma membrane. Gene Ontology annotation, biological process: homophilic cell-cell adhesion. Lineage: Eukaryota; Metazoa; Chordata; Mammalia; Macroscelidea; Macroscelididae. Gene Ontology annotation, molecular function: calcium ion binding. The transcript is spliced from 68 exons.